UCGAGAAGAAAACCAGAAUGGUUUGAUUCCCUUGGAAGAUUGGCAGAAAGACGAGAGGGAAGCGUUGGGGUUAGUCUAAACACUUCUUCAGUUGGACCGUAAUAAUCCCCCAAAAUGGAUCUGAAUCCGCCUCAAGGGGAAAAUUAUGCUCAUCCAAAUAUAUGCUUCUUCCACGUCCUUUUCAAGGGUGCUGCUUUGGCGUUUUAUAUUCUUUCAGCUCUAUUUUUUGAUAGUUUUGUUAUCAUCUUUGUGGUGACUGUGCUUCUAGCUGCCCUUGAUUUUUGGGUAGUCAAGAAUGUUAGUGGGCGAAUCUUGGUAGGCCUUAGAUGGUGGAAUGAGAUAAACGACAAUGGUGAAAGUGUUUGGAGAUUUGAAUGCCUUGAUCAAGAGUCAAUGGCUCGGAUAAACAAGAAGGAUUCAUGGCUUUUCUGGUGGACAUUGUACCUUACAGCUGUUGCUUGGAUCUUCUUUGCAAUAUUCUCACUCAUCCGGUUUGAAGCUGAUUAUCUUCUCGUCGUUGGUGUAUGUUUGACCCUCAGCAUUGCCAACAUUGUCGGCUUUACUAGAUGCCGCAAAGAUGCCAAGAAGCAGUUGCAAGCAUUUGCCACCCAGACCAUUGCAUCUCGCUUCACAUCCACCAUCCAAUCUGCAUUUAGUGUUGUUUGAACGGUUUAUAUGUAUCGUCAAAGAAGGGAAACAAGCCUCUACAUAAUAUCAUACACUGGAGAAAGGAUCUUUUUUCAUACAUGAUCAUCGUUCUGAUGCAGAAGAGUUAGUUACGUUGCCUUGCCCCCAUUCGAUCUAUCUCGCUUGAACAUAAUUCUAUUAUUUGAUUGGUUUAUCACCUCAAAACCAGCUAAAAUGUAAUUGUAAUAUGACUGUCAGUUUGUGGAUAAUAUUUUUUUGGGGAAUGCUUCUUUGAGGUGAAACACAUUGGCUGCUUGCUUAGGACA
This is a messenger RNA of Andrographis paniculata, 953 nucleotides long. RefSeq names its product Golgi apparatus membrane protein-like protein ECHIDNA. Gene Ontology annotation, biological process: vesicle-mediated transport; protein secretion. The record is from RefSeq and is a predicted model, not a curated record. Gene Ontology annotation, cellular component: Golgi membrane. The transcript is spliced from 6 exons. NCBI's taxonomy places the organism in Eukaryota, Viridiplantae, Streptophyta, Magnoliopsida, Lamiales, Acanthaceae. The coding region runs from base 115 to 666 and encodes 183 amino acids.